AUAUUUGCUAAACAAAUGAAGAAGAAGCAGUAGAAGAAGAAAAAUGUAACGACAGAAGCUAAUUGAGUACUGGAUGGACAGGAAUCUAACGAUACCACAGUGGCAUCCAGCUGAACACAUUUGCCCUUUGGAUGAUACAUUUGUCUGAAAGUUUUGGAUUAGGAAAUGGUUGCCAUGGAGACAAGCGAGUGCAGUGAUGAUGAACUGGGCCGGCUGGACAUCGAUCUGGACAGGAAGUCCAAACGGCAUAACCUGACGUCCAGCAACGUGCGCGCCAUCUUGCAUGAGGUAAUCACACAUGAGCAUGUGGUAGCCAUGAUGAAAGCAGCCAUCAGAGACACUCAGAACCUGCCUAUGUUUGAGCCAAAGAUGACCCGGUCCAGACUGAAGCAGGCCGUUCAGCAGGAACAGGUGAACAGAUACUCCUCACUUAUAUUCCAUCUGGAGAUCAGAACCGGCAUGUUGACUCAAUCUGUUUGUUUGCAGUCUCUGAACCAGAAGCCCUUACCUGUUAACACCGUAAAGGCUCCUCAGUUUGUUGACAUCAACCUUGAGGAGGACGAAGACUCGUCUGAUGAAGAGUAUUGUCCUGAUGAGGAUGAGGAAGAGGACACAGCUGAGGAAAUGUUCCUCAGUGAUGCUGAUAGCCUGGCCUCACCUCCUAAAGGUCACCUGACCUCUCCAUCUUGUCCUCCGCUACAGAAGACCAUAGAACUCCUGCAUAGUGGUGAAGGUCACAUGAGGGAUCAGGUGACCUUCACCUGCACUGCUCCACCUCAGUCCUCCUUUCUGGAGAGACUGAAUGCAGUAGAGGAAGAGCUUAACAUGUUUAACCAGACUCUGGACAAAAAAACUGCUGGUGACAAUGGAGGUGGCAGCGAUGAAGGUUCCAGCUGUUUGGCCUUUCGCACACGCUCCAAGCGUCCUCUGGUGGACAUUCCUCUGGAUCAGCUGGAGGCAGCUCUUCUGGCUCCUGACAUCACAGCCGACAUGUAUGAUCAGAGUCUCGCUCAUCAGGAGGAGGAUCGCCAUUGGACAAAGUGGCUUCAGGGUCUCAUGGCACCUUCCCCUGAAGACGAAGGUGAUGAUGACGAUGACCCGGAGUACAAUUUUCUGGAAGAUCUGGAUGAACCAGAUGUAGAGGACUACAGGACAGACCGGGCCGUCCAGAUCACCAAGAAGGAAGUCAACGAGCUGUUGGAGGAACUCUUUGAAACUCUGCAGGAGGAAAAUGUUCCUGCUGAGGAUGAGGAGCAAGAGGCUCCAUCAGAGACUGUGCCUAAAUUUAACGUUCCCCAGACAUUACGGUUUGAGGCUCCCUUAGCCGGACUGCUAACAGAACGAAGACAGACAGUCAGAAAACAAUAUGAAGCUCUGCAGCAGAGGAGGGCCCUGCAGGACACCACCAUCCACCUCCGAAGCCCAGCGGCCAACGCUGUUACCUCUGUGUUGGCGCUACCAGGUCAGAGCAUCCCCGGCCUGCGUCUGGACCGCACCCAGAAACUGCAGCUGCAGCAGCAGGUGCAGCAGCAUGUACAGCUGCUGACUCAGGUUCACCUGCUGAGUCGUCCCAUCGGCGCCCUGAACCAUGAGGCCAGUCUGACCAAACGUUACCUGGAGGAGCUCCAACAGUUUGCCAGUUGCCGGGAGGAGAUCCGUCUCCCUAGCAGUUUUAAAGUGUGUAACCUGCAGAGAGCACUGGAUCUCCUGCAGGAGGUGGAGCGGAAAGAGGAGUCUCCUCGUGCUCUUUGUGUUCCUGCAGCUUUCAGACGCUUGCUGCCCAUGAUGACACUGCCCACCAGCAGUCAUGCCUUCCCACUGCUGCCUGCUGACACUGCCUGGCUUUUUGCCACACGAUCCAUCUUCCUGUACCCAGAACUACUUCCUGUCUGCAGCCUCGACCCUGCACUCCACAGCAAGCGUCACAGGAGUUUUUACACAGCAGGAGAAGAUGGGCUGAUUGUGCUCGGUUUGAAGCAUUUUGAAGGGACGAUCCAGUCAGAUCAGCUGAUUAGCUCCUACCUUCUCUGUAAAAGUCGGUGGAACAUCAGGAAACAUAUUCGAGAGAUGAGUGGUUCAAGAGCACCGCGGGAGAGCGUUAUUAAGAUGUUCAUGACACAGGGAGUUGUCCCUUCACUUCCACUUGCCUGCAGCAGAGUUCACCCAGAAGACCAGCGCCCCCCUGUGGACAGAAAUACUUCUAACAUGCCUAACUGGCUCAAGAACAGUCAGCUGAUCAUCCAGAAGACUCGACUAGGUGGCUCUUACCCCCCCUCCCUGCCCCCGGGCUGUUCCCUCAGACUUCACCCCUAUUAUAUCAAUAAGUCCCAAAAGCCUCGGGCCACUCCCAAGCGCCUUUUCACCCUGGCCCACAAUGCAUCUCUGCUUCCCCUCGCCAAAGCCCCAGUGGACCAACAGGUGGAGCCAAUCAGCCACUUGUCCCACCCGUCUCUUGGAGGCACUGUAAUUCCGGAGCCCCCUGCUGUGUCAGAAGCCUUACCAGUGGCCCUGUCUCCAGUCUGUGGGAGUUUCCCAUUGGUCGCUGUGCUUCCAGGCCCAGAACAUCAGACUGCCAACCUUCCUGUUGGCCAGAAGAACGCCGUUCCUCUGCUCCUGCCUCUCGCGUCCAUGUCCAGCUCCAUGACAUCUCCCAAUGCCCCUUGUUCUUCUGCUAAGGAGGAGCAAAGUUUUGUCCUCGUGCAAAUGAUGUGGACACCACCCGCACCCUGUUCUACCACCGUGUCCCAGGAUGCACCAGGAUGUGCGCUCCACAGAACAGUCAAUGUGGAGCAGCCACGCUCCAUAUCUGGAAAGGAGGUGAAUGUUGAAGGGGAGGAGAGCUCUGCAUCAUCACUGAGUCCACUUUCAUCCUGCACAGGAGACAAAGAGGAGGAGCAGCAAAUGGAGGAACAGGAGCAGCAUUGCGUGGAGGGGACCAGCGUAAUGGCUGUCAGCUUCAACGGGGGAACUGGGGGAGGCAAGGAGGGUGGAGAGGGAGAAAAGAUGGAGGAAAAGGGAGGCCAUGAAGAAGAGGAAACAGGUGGGGAAGGUGAGGAGGAGCAGAGUGAAGAGGAUGGAGGAAGGGAGGAGGGAGGAGAGAGAGAAGAGGAUGGAGACAAGGACCAGCAGGGUGAAGAGGAUGAGGAGGAUGAAGAAGAGGAAGAAGAAGAGGAGGAGGAGGACUUUGAUGACCUCACACAAGAUGAGGAUGAGGAAGAGGCAAUGUCAUCAGCAUCGGAGGAGUCGGUGCUGUCAGUUCCAGAGUUACAGGAGACCAUGAAGCAGCUGACGUGGCUGGCAGCGGAGCGGCGGCUGUGUGUGGACGGGGACUCUGAGGACGACCAGUCUCCAACCUCGCAGGAGGAGGAGGACGAGGAGGAGGAUGGGGUGAAAGGUGAGGAUGCGGGAGAUGGGCAGAGCUUCAAGGCAGGUUUGGACGAGGAGACGCCAUCUGGAGAAGGGACUCCCAGAGGACGAAGGUGUCCAGGACGCGGACGAGGUCGCAGCCGUCCUUUUCGUGGUCUGACAAGGACGCGUCAGGAGCGUUUCAGUAAAGACGCAGCCAAACUGCUGCUGCUGUACGACGAGAACAUUCUGGAGAAUGAUCCGCUCAGAGAGAGUAAAGAUAUGGCGUUUGCUCAGAGUUACCUGAACCGGGUCCGUGAGGUGUUGCAGGAUACACCCGAGCAGGUGGAGGAGUUUGUGUAUCUGCUUAAUAGGUUUGAGCAGGUGGGAGAAGGACAAGAAGUGACUCAACUCUUCAGAAAGCUGCGCUGCAUCUUGGGAAGUCACACGGAUCUCCUCAGAGACUUUGCAGCCUUCCUGCAUCCCGAGCAGGCGCUGCAGUGUGGACUGUUUGAGGAGCAGCAGGCAUUUGAACGCAGCCGGCGUUUUCUGCGACAGUUGGAGAUCAGUUUUGGAGACAAUCCAUCACAUUACCAGAAGAUCAUCAAAGCUCUACAAACUGGACCCGACAUGAACGCUACCAGCAUCCAGGAGCUGAAAACCCAGAUGGGGACCCUCCUAAAAGGCCACACCCACUUACAAGCAGAAUUCUGGGUAUUUUUUGAUGAUCUCCGCCCAACCUCAGCGUGUCCCGGGCAGUUUGAAGAAGCCCACUGGCUGGAGGAAGGAGAAGGUGGUGAGGGCAAUGGCCUUGUGUCAGGAAACGGAGCCAGUGGCAGCUUUGAGGAGGUGACGCUGCCAGAGCUCGAAGAAGAGGAAGAGGGGCACAAGGUCCAACCAAUGAGAAGCCGGCGUCAGAGGAGGAAGAUGGAUUCUCACAGAGGCUACAAGGGCUCGGCAGGCGAGGCCAGGGCCAUGAAAAGCCUCAACCCUCUGUAUUCUCAGAUCAGCGCUGCACACAACCAGCCUGGUGACAAAAAUCUGGACGUGAAGCCUGGCAGCAAAAGUCCGCAGCCAAAUCAAUGCAAUGCAUCAUGGGAAGGCUCAUUUCCUCUCGCUGAUGACAAGGAGGAGGACGACGAGGAAGAGGAGGAACUCAAUGAUGCAGGUGGAACUGAAGAAGAGGACGAUGAGAGUCCUGCAGUCAAGAAGAGGAGAGAGGAGCUGCCACAACCAACACCUGUUGCAUCCUCCCCCUUCAUCACACCUGUCUCCUCUUCCUCAACUUCGCUGCCUUUUAACAUCAUGCCCCCUUCGUCCUCUUCUGCUCUUGUGUCCAGCCCACAUUCCGACAUCCCUGUUUGUGCUAAAAACAUUUCACUGACAGCGAGUGGAGAGAAGGUGAUCCUCUGGACCAGAGAAGCUGACCGUGUUAUAUUGACCAUGUGUCAGCAAGAAGGGGCCAAUCAGAACACUUUUCAGAACAUCUCCAAGCUACUUGGCAACAAGACCCCCAAUGAGGUGUCUCACAGGUUUCGAGAUUUAAUGCGAUUGUUUCGGACAGCAGCUCGUCACACCAGCUCAGAGGAUGAAGCUCCGCCCACGGAAUCAAACACAACCAAUGACACUGAAGAUUGAUUCAAAAUUCUUAAGUAGAUGUAAAUUUGAACAGUAUUUAUUAUUUCUAUGUAAAUGUGAGAACUAUUAUUAUUUGUAUAGUUUUUUUUUUUUAAAUAAAUCAGUUUUGCAACA
Molecule: messenger RNA, 5097 nt
Organism: Nothobranchius furzeri (turquoise killifish)
Lineage: Eukaryota; Metazoa; Chordata; Actinopteri; Cyprinodontiformes; Nothobranchiidae
Gene: gon4lb
Product: gon-4 like b
Biological process (GO): regulation of DNA-templated transcription
Cellular component (GO): nucleus
Molecular function (GO): transcription coregulator activity
Source: RefSeq, a predicted model, not a curated record